Messenger RNA from Candidula unifasciata, 1098 nucleotides. The record is from the annotation of a GenBank genome assembly. NCBI's taxonomy places the organism in Eukaryota, Metazoa, Mollusca, Gastropoda, Stylommatophora, Geomitridae.
AUGAGAAGAGGGAGAUGGGGGGGGGGGGACAUGACAGAGAGCAUAGACAAGGACCUAACAGAGAGCAUAGGCAAGGACAUGACAGAGAGCAUAGACAAGGACAUGACAGAGAACAUAGACAAGGACAUGACAGAGAGCAUAGACAAGGACAUGUCAGAGACCAUAGACAAGGACAUGACAGAGACCAUAGACAAGGACAUGACAGAGAGCAUAGACAAGGACAUGACAGAGAGCAUAGACAAGGACAUGACAGAGACCAUAGACAAGGACAUCACAGAGAGCAUAGACAAGGACAUGACAGAGAGCAUAGACAAGGACAUGACAGAGACCAUAGACAAGGACAUGACAGAGAACAUAGACAAGGACAUGACAGAUACCAUAGACAAGGACAUGACAGAGAGCAUAGACAAGGACAUGACAGAGACCAUAGACAAGGACAUGACAGAGAGCAUAGACAAGGACAUGACAGAGACCAUAGACAAGGACAUGAGAGAGAACAAGGACAUGACAGAGAGCAUAGACAAGGAUAUGACGGAGAACAUAGACAAGGACAUGACAGAGAGCAUAGACAAGGACAUGGCAGAGAGCAUAGACAAGGACAUGACAGAGAGCAUAGACAAGGACAUGACAGAGAUCAUAGACAAGGACAUGACAGAGAGCAUAGACAAGGACAUGACAGAGAGCAUAGACAAGGACAUGACAGAGACCAUAGACAAGGACAUGACAGAGACCAUAGACAAGGACAUGACAGAGAGCAUAGACAAGGACAUGACAGAGACCAUAGACAAGGACAUGAGAGAGACUAUGUCUUCUGUCUCAGCUAUUGACAUCAAAGCUAUGUCUUCUGUCUCAGCUAUUGUCAUCAAAGCCAUGUCUUCUCUAUUGUCAUCAACGCUAUGUUUUCCGUCUCCGCUAUUGUCAUCAAAGAUAUGUCUUCUGUGUCAGCUAUUGUCAUCAAAUGAUUUGCAUCUAUUGCUACCCUCACGAGUUGUAGAGCUCGGCAUGUGUCUUUGGCAGCUUUCUGUGUGUUCCUGGUUCAUCUUCUUGGCUGGAUGUCUUUUCAGUGCCAGAGGUAGGCACGGAAAUCACAGCCUAUGA